GUUUAGUUUCGGUUUUCUGUGAAGUGCGUAAGGGAAAGCGAAACUGACUGACCGAUUAUCUUCACACAUGAGGGUUAUGUCGGUGCUGUGUCGCUGCUGUAAAGUAAUAAUGCAUUGGUUUGGAUACAAUGGGAUUCGCUCGCUUUGGCACUGGAUAGUGCGCAACAAGAAUCCUUUACUGUUCUUGCUUUUUCCACUGGUUCCACUGUUUAGAUUUUUAACUUAUUCAAAGAAAGACGGAAAUGAGCCUGAAACAAGCGACGACAACACACGUCUACUCAGGAAUUCACUUGACGAUGAAGAGAAGGUUAUUAGUGCCGGACAGAAGAGGACCUCAGACGAAGAUGGGGUGCCCGUGAGCAAGCGAGCAAAGUCUAACCAAGAGGACUUUCAAAAUGAUCGAGUUGAGACCGCUGCUAAAAAUGUUUCUAUGGUACACCCAAAUAAGUCUGAAAUACGCACAGAAAAUGCAGUUGACGAAGGGAAGAAGCUGACAAGGUCGGAAGAAGAAGAGGAAGAGUUUGACAGCACAGAGUAUCGAGUUCACACGACGGAUGAAUUCUACUGCGACUAUGAUUCAACCUGGGAGACCGACCCGAAUGGGGAGAGCCCACCCAGCAGGAUCAGACGGCCAACAAACUCCAACUAUUACAAGUUCAGUAGAUUUGAACGUGCUGCGAGAGACAUGCAGAACUACAGACAUGACUACCCUAACCAAAUCAAGACACAGCACAGGAAGAAGAACACAAAUGACGACAAGUCUAAUCUGAAUUUCUACCUUGGAAAGAAACGAUCGGUGCCAGACGGUGUCAGCAUAACUGAGUUCCAUGAACAAUGGUAUGGAGACUAUGAAAGCCUUGAGUACGUGCACACAUACAUUCAGUGGUUGUUCCCACUGCAAGAACCAGGAGUGAACUAUGAGGCCAGUACACUGACAAAGGAAGAAAUUACGGAUUUUCUUAAUCACAGCCUUGCACAGGAAAACCUGCUGAAGUCGUACAAGCUCAUGUUGGACUUUUAUGGUAUCGUGUUGUGUGAUGAAAAAACUGGAGAAGUCAGGAGAGCAAAGCAUUGGGAAGAAAGAUUUGACAACCUUAACAGUCACACACACAACAGCCUGCGCAUCACUCGCAUCCUGAAGUGUCUGGGAAACCUGGGUUACCGUCACUACCAAGCCCCUCUGGUCCGCUUCUUCCUGGAGGAGACUCUGGUCAACGGACAACUUCCAAACAUCAGGGACAGCGUCCUCAGCUACUUUAUGUUUGCUGUACUUGAUAAGAAAAAGCGCAGACGUCUCAUCAAGUAUGCAUAUUUGCAUUAUGAGCCUAAAGAUGAGUUUGUGUGGUGCCCAAAGCAAAUCCAAAACUUUUGGUCAAUGCAGCCCAAGGCAGCAAAGGAAGAGGCCGCUGACUCUCUGGAGUCGCAGGAGGACACUGUGAUUUCUGACAGUGAAGCACAAGAAGAGGAAAAACUGUCUGCAGAUGAGUCGUGUAACAAUGCAGAGUAUGAGUCUCGUGAGGGUGAAGAAACUUUCAGCCAUAAUGAAGAUUGAUUGAUGACAAUGAAAAGCUUAUUCAUCUUAUGCUGAAUAAUACUGAUAAAUUAUACUGUGUAUGGAGUGUAUGCAGAUCCAGUGAUUUAGUUCAACAGUGCAGUUAGUCAAAAGGCCUGAUUCUUUAUGGAAAUGUUUGCUUACUUCAGUAUUCAUCAGCUUUGCAUAUUUGAACUAUAAACCUAACGAUGGGUUUGUGUGGUUCCAAAGGAAAAUCCAAAACGUUGUGGUCAGGGAUGCCCAAGCACAGAAGGAGACUCUGAAUCUUAACAGUGAUUUUUUUUUAUGCUGCUCUCCUUCCUGACACAAUCUCAGAGGGAUAUGCGUCUCCGUCUGGUAUUGAAGGUUGAUGUUAAAUGUUAGGUGAAUGUCUAAACCACUAUACCAUGUGGACAAAAUUUAUGAAACACUACUUAAACAUCAUAACUACAAAAUUGUUCACGCCCCCCUGGAAAUAAACUUUUAAACUAGAAAAGCCACAAUCCUUCCUUUUCCUGAGACAACUGACAUCAACCCAUCUGUAGUUAGAUUCAAGCACCUCUGUCUGUAAUAAAAAAGGAUGAAAUGUGAUGUUUUUACUGAAAUGCCAGGCAACAUUACUGGCUGUUUUUUUUUCGGUCAGCUAAAUUUCUGUCUUCAGUUAUGUGUUUUUUAAGGAAACUGUCGGUUUCAUUAAUAUAUAUCACGUUACAUGGAUAUUGUAUCAUAUAAAUUCAUUCUCUGUCUUACAGGUGAUAAACCCCACACCUUCUUUGGUUGCAUAAAGGUUGGAUAAUGUUAUAUUGUUUAUGCAGGUUACAAUUUGAAAUGGCCUUGAAGAGGCUUGCUGAUACACUAAGCCUGUUUUUCCUCCUUAUGGUUUUAGAACCAUUCAGGUACUUGAAGUUUUUACCCUUCAUCACCUCAUAUCAUUAUUUUUUCAUUGCUUUUUAUUUUCCUUGCAGAUGUAAAAAAAAAAACAAACAAAAAAAAAAACAACCCAAAACAAUUCGAAGGAAUUUUUUUUUCUUGUAAGCUUUCGGGUUAUUUUUCAGUUUCAUUUUAAACUGUUUUAAAUUGCUUGACGCUGGGUGGGAUAACACUUAACCACCCCCACAGGUGGAUCUAUCUGGCUUAUGGUGGCGUAAAAGUUUUCUAUUGGACUGUCUAGUCGGCGCCUCAUCAGGAGAUGUGGAUGUAUGGUUUUUUGUUUGCUUUGUUUUUCUACUGCAGCAUGGGUCAAACAUUAAAGAGGUUCUGUAUUGUAGUCAGUGUUGCUGAAGCUUGACUUUCUUCACAAUUAUAUAUAUAUAUUCAUGUUAGUACAGGCCAUGGCCAAAAUAUUAUAUGGUGGUUCUAUAUGGACUGAAAAAAUAAGCUCCUAAAUUGAAAGUUAAUUAUCGAGAUUAAUACGUGUUUUAUUACUGAAAAAGAAAAGCUUUGAUUUCUGAUCUUUAACAACUGAAACUGCUCACUUUAUCAUCUGACUCAAUAAGCUAAUAAUCAGUAUGUGUAGCUAAAACA
Haplochromis burtoni (Burton's mouthbrooder) is the source of this 3055-nucleotide messenger RNA. RefSeq names its product opioid growth factor receptor-like protein 1. Gene Ontology annotation, cellular component: membrane. The record is from RefSeq and is a predicted model, not a curated record. Gene Ontology annotation, molecular function: opioid growth factor receptor activity. The coding region runs from base 68 to 1552 and encodes 494 amino acids. The transcript is spliced from 10 exons. NCBI's taxonomy places the organism in Eukaryota, Metazoa, Chordata, Actinopteri, Cichliformes, Cichlidae.